Messenger RNA from Jatropha curcas, 1987 nucleotides. RefSeq lists its product as uncharacterized. The record is from RefSeq and is a predicted model, not a curated record. Lineage: Eukaryota; Viridiplantae; Streptophyta; Magnoliopsida; Malpighiales; Euphorbiaceae.
AACCGAGUAAUUAGAGCGCGCUUUCUUGGCUGUCCAAUUCAGUCUCUUCGUUGGAUCGAAAAAAAAAAAAAAACAAAGAAAAUUCAGUCUAUUCAUUUCCUUAACCCACAGAGCAAAACUGAAGGGCAGCUGGAGAGAGACAUAGAGAGAGCAGUACCAGUAAUGGGCUCCUCGUCUCCUCCUCCUCCUCUUCCUCUUCUUCGUCUUCUUCUAACUCUCGCGCUCUUGUUCGUGAAUCUCUCACGUGCCGUUCAUGCCAUGGCUCUGAAGGGUGUCGACCUUGAAAAUCCAGCAAUAGUUGUCAGUCCAUCUUUACUUAUUGGACGCUUGCCUAUCCUUAGUAAUCCAAAAGAUGCUUUAUACUGUGAACGAGUAAAAGUGAGUGGUCACUCGAGAUUAGAGCUUGGGAGUUAUGCUAGUUCCUUUCGAGUUACAUUGGUUCCAGCUGCUGUAAUCCCAGAGAGAUUGCAUGGAAAAAUUCAAGUUUGUUUUCAUCCGAAUGCGUCCCUUGGAUUAUGUCAUUGUGAAAAGGAGGAAUGGAAAGCUGUUCAAAAGGGUCUCUGGAGCUCUGUCAUGUCUCCCUAUGAGGAAAGAUAUGUUGAUGUGAAGUUCAUUGGUGAAAUUUCUGGUUCUGUCACAAUCGCUGUUCAAGAAGAUUUGCAGCAAUGGCGCCUCUUGUGUCUGGCAGUGGGGUUUCUUUUAUUACUUUUGGCACCUAUUGUCAGCUGCUGGGUUCCUUUCUAUUAUAGCACCUCGAUGGCUAUUGGUGUUUUCCUUGUUGUUAUAAUCAUACUUUUCCAGGGAAUGAAAUUAUUGCCAACUGGAAGGAAAAAUAUCUUCUAUCUUUCCAUAUAUGGAUCAGUGCUUGGAGCUGGCACUUUUGUUUUACAUCACAUUUCCAUGCUGGUAAAUUCCAUUCUCAUCAACUUUGGGCUAAGUGAAGAGAUGCACAAUCCAGUCUAUGUAUUUGUAUUGGUUGGGAUUGUUCUUGCAGGAGCUGCUUUAGGGUACUGGAUUGUGAGAAAAUUUGUGAUAGCAAAAGAUGGAAAUGUAGAUGUUGGUGUAGCCCAGUUUGUGAAAUGGGCAAUGCGCACCAUUGCAACUACUUUUAUAUUGCAGAGCACUCUUGAUACUCCUUUAGCAAUGGCUGCGUUGCUUUCUUCAUAUACGAUCUGCUUUCUUUUGAAUGCAAUGAGCCAGCAUAAUCCAGUGCAUCAAUCAUAUUCUCGGGGUGGCAAUCUUUGGCUCCAACGGGGAAGACAGGCAACAGCAGUGCACAAUCGUGCUGAAUUCCUUAGCAGGUCAGCAAAAAUAAGCCCAGGAGGGAAUAAGUUGAGCCCUCCAAAGAGCUCAUCUGCUUGGUCCAACUCUCCUAUUAAAGGUUUAAUAUCACCACAUACUGGUUCGGUGACAAGAGGUCAGCAGAAUUACUUUUCAACCUUCCACAAGACACCAAAGCGAAAGAAGUUCACAAAGAAAGAAUGGGAGGAUUUCACGAGGGAAUCGACCCAGCAAGCUGUAGCAGAAUGGGCAGCUUCACCAGAAGUUACUAAUUGGCUCAUUGAGAAUGCUGACCGAAUUCAACUCCUUCCUAGUGAUUGCAGUUCAGAAGAGACGGUGAGAAGUGAAUCGGACUCCACAAACGAAACUGUUGGCAGUAGUGGCAAACGAUUUAGCUUGUUUAAUUGGUAGCUUGUUGAUAAAUAGCAAUCAGGGAUCUAACUCUUUUAGGUUGUGGUAGUCUAGGUAUUAGCAACGAUUAGGAAUGUUAGCCUCAUUUGUAGCUCGGGACUACGACUAUCGAGCAGCAGCGAGCGCGCAGCAAUUUUUGAAAAUCAGUUGUUCUUCUUCAGUCCAGAACUAGCCAAUGUGAUUUUUUCUCCCCAAAUGUUGAAUUACAGUUAUUACACAGGGUGGUAAUGUCUGUGUUUAAUAUAAUGUACAUCUGAUAUGCAAUCUCUAAUCCAUUUUCGUCACUUCAUAUCUA